Messenger RNA from Durusdinium trenchii, 471 nucleotides. The record is from the annotation of a GenBank genome assembly. NCBI's taxonomy places the organism in Eukaryota, Dinophyceae, Suessiales, Symbiodiniaceae.
AUGCUCGGGCUUGACAGCGUGCUGCCAGGCUCGGGCCUUGUGAUCCCUGCGGCCUGCGCUUGCAUGGGCCUGGCAGCUGUCUAUAAGGAGGGCUUGGGCACGCUUGUGUCCAAGUUCUGCAAGCCUUCAAAAGAUGUCAUCAUGGGACCAUUCUUCGUGGAAGAACCGGAAGAAAAGGAUGACGAGGAUGAGGCUGAUGAGAGCCUGGAGGUGAACCUGGACGAGGAAAUCACCUUUGAAUUCCUCUUGGGCUACGGGCAGUGGCAGACCGGCUUGAGGCUCACCUACGACGCUGUGAUCUCAAUGGAAAUGAACCCACCUCCUGCGCUCACCUCCUUCGCUGUGAUGCAGCAAGCCAAUUCUUACAAGUACCGACACUUCCAGAAACAAGGGGAAGUUGGUCAACAGUUUUGGGGAGGCGGAGGUUGGAACUCCAAGCAACAAGGGUGGAAUACGCAGAACUAUUAUUGA